Chaetomium fimeti is the source of this 1143-nucleotide messenger RNA. RefSeq names its product Reticulon-domain-containing protein. The record is from RefSeq and is a predicted model, not a curated record. The transcript is spliced from 5 exons. Bases 1 to 1092 code for a protein of 363 amino acids. NCBI's taxonomy places the organism in Eukaryota, Fungi, Ascomycota, Sordariomycetes, Sordariales, Chaetomiaceae.
AUGACUGACCGCGUCGCCACCAACGGCAAUACCAACGUGGAUGGCCUGAAAGCUAGUAAGCUCGACACCGGCCUCCGACCGUUCCGUAGCUCCCGAUCGACUGACGAUAGCUCUUCUAUAGAUGCCGCAUCUGCCUACAACACCGUCACCAAUGGUCCGGUAGCUCAGAACGUCAUGGAUCAAUCUUCCAAGGCCACGACCGAGAUCUCCAACCUGGCCGCCGCUCGCCAUCCUCCCUCAUACACGGCUGCCACGGGCCAGCCGCUGACAAACUACCACUCGUUCUUCUCGGAGCUCCUGUCGUGGCGCAAUCCUCGUGCUUCGGCCAUCGCCUAUGCUUCCCUCGUCACGCUCAUCUUCUCGGUUAGGUACCUUGAUGUUUUGCGCUGGACUUUUAAGAUCACCUGGAUGGUUCUCGCCAUCACCGUCGCCGCCGAGAUCGCCGGGAAGACGCUUCUCAACAACGGCUUCACGACCCAGCUCCGUCCCCGCAAGUAUUACACCAUUCCGAGGGAGACGCUCGAGGCCGCGAUUGGCGACGUCCACGAACUCAUCAACUUUUUCGUCAUCGAGUCGCAGCGCGUGUUAUUCGCCGAGAAUGUUUAUGCAUCGGCUGCUGCCGCUUUCGCCGCCUUCAUCUCGUACUAUCUCGUCAAGCUUGUCCCCUACUGGGGCCUGGCCGUGAUCGCCACCACAGUCGUCUUCUUCACUCCGCUCAUCUACACCACCAACCAGGAGCUCAUCGACAGCCAGCUCAAGCACGCCAGCGAGAUCGUCAACGCCCAGACCGCCCAGUUCCGCACCGUCGCCCAGAAGCAUACCGAGCAGGCUACCCAGGCCACCAAGCAGUACAUGGGCGACUACACUGCCAAGGCUCAGGCGCUGAUCAAGGGCGCCCGCUCCCACGGAGAGCAACCCCAGGAGAAGUCCCAGGAGCAGCCGUCCGUCAAGGCGACCGACUUCCCCGCGGCUCCCAAGGACGAUAUCAAGCCUUCCGUCAACGAGCCCAUCGCCCCCGAGCCUGUCGUCGAGAACACGCCCAAGCCGGUUGAUGGCGCGAAGACUGACGGGGAACCCCUGAUCGCGGCUUAAAAACAGGGGUCCUGCCAAGAUAUCUGAUGGCGAUCCCGCCAACGUCAUCUG